UACUAAUAAUAAAUUAUAUAUUAUACUUAAAAUUUUAUCGAACUAUUCUGUGUUUACUGCAGUUAUAUUUUUAAGAAACCAAAUGUCUAAAGUUCGGUUACAUCAAAAGUAUGAUGAUACAAUUCAGUGCUUUUUCUUUUCUUCAAAAAACUAUAAUAAUAGUGAAUGGCAAAAACUGUGCGAUUUGAUAAAUAAAACUAUAACUUCGUUAUCACAAGAAUACAUUUGGCAUCGAGACGAAUUUAAAGUUGUUUUGCCUAUUACAUCUGGAGAUAAAAAUGAUAUUCCACAACAUCUCAUUAGCAUCACAUGUUUUGGUGACAAUGUUGAGGAUGAAUGGUUUAUUGUGUAUCUUUUAUUAGAACUUACAAAAAACUACCCAGAUUUAAUAAUACAAAUUGAAGACAAUGAUGGUGACUUUCUAUUGAUAGAGGCUGCUGAUUUUUUACCUACUUGGGCUAAUCCUGACACUACUGAAAACAGAGUUUUUAUUCAUGACCAUUCUGUUCAUAUAAUUCCACCAUGUAUUAUUCCUGUUGAUUCUAUUCUCACUUUGAACGAGGCUUUACAAAUUCUUACACUGAAGUCUGAGGAAACUAAAGCCUCUCCCGAAAUACAACAAGCUAUUUUUAAAAGAAUUGGGAGUUACCCUCAACAAAUACAUGAAAAUUGCCACAGAACUAUCAUAAAACUGCCAGUAGAAAUAGCAGCAGUGUUAACACUCAAACCAUCCCUGAUUUCUUAUCUUGUGAGUACAUAUUGCAGUCUUGAUGCUCUUGAUGCAAAACUUUGUAAAGAUAUUGAUGUUGAUGAUGGUUUAAAUGUUGAAAUAAAAUUAACGAAAUUUUUAUAUGCUAUGCUUGUGCACACAAGAUUCCCUACUGGUUAUAGAUUUAAAACUAUGGCAAAUGACGCUAAAACUAAACUUGGGUUAAAGUUGAUAUGUGCUUAUAAGAAAAUGAUAGCUAAAUCUGCUAGUGAUGUUUUCUCAACACCAGAAUAUAAAACAUUCAUUAACAGCUUAAUUAAUAAUGGUUAUUUCAAAGAAAAUUUACAGGGGUCAGUUGAAUAUACAAGAUUAUUAGCAAACGCACAAACCUAUUUUUCCAACAUGGAAUGUCCCAUAAGUACCUAUGUUUGUAAUAUUAUUAAUGAUAUUAAAUCAACUGAUAAAUUUAAGAGUACUAUUCAAUUAUUACAAAACCAAAGUGAUAGAGAUUUAUUAGAAGAGGAUGAUGAUACAUGGCUUAAUAUACAUCCAGAUCAAUUAAAUGUGUUUUUGAAUGACCGGUAUGGGAAAAAAAAUCAAAUGAAAAAUAAUGAUCCCAUAACUCCCCAUAUUAUAAACUCAGACUUGACUAAAUUUUUAAAAGAGACAUCAGACUUUGAGGGUGUUGAAAAAGUUAAUACAGAAAAUGAAGAUGAAACAAUUGAAUUUAACUCUGAACAAUUUGUAAGUUGCUUAGAAAGAAUGCUAAGUAUAAUUUCAAGUAAAGAUGUUUCUGAUGAUUCAGAUCAAAGUGAUUUUAGUGAUGAAUGUGACAAUUCCAUUGAAGUGAACAAUGUAAAUGUAGAUCAAGACAGAGAGCUUGCUUCAAAAUUAAAAACAACCGACAAAGGCAAUGAAAAUGAUGAAGAAACUGUACUUAAAAAUUUCAUCCACAGCAUGAAAGAAGAAGGCUUAUCAGGUCCUGCUAGUACUGUAUUGAAAACAAUUGGAAUUAAUAAAUGUGAUUUAAUAGAUUCUGAUGAUGAUGAAUAAAAUAAAUAAAUAUUUUCUUAUUCUA
Molecule: messenger RNA, 1787 nt
Organism: Vanessa tameamea
Lineage: Eukaryota; Metazoa; Arthropoda; Insecta; Lepidoptera; Nymphalidae
Gene: ecd
Product: ecdysoneless
Exons: 3
Coding region: 83-1762 (559 amino acids)
Cellular component (GO): nucleus
Source: RefSeq, a predicted model, not a curated record